CCAGCUUUCCAGUGUGCCAACCUUCGACCCUUGACCUCCUCUCCUUUUCUUCAAAAGCUUCCUUUCCUUGUAAUCCAAUCUAAAAUAUCCCUUAUCAACAUGAAUGCCCGGCCUCACAAACAAUCAAUGUCUGAGCUGAAGCUUCGACGGUUAACUGAGCAUAACCAGCGGCUGCGGGAGGACCUUGCGAGGCCUAGGGUGCGAGUGAGUGAGGCAAGCGCGAGUUUGAUACGUUACUGCAAGACAACGAAAGAUCAUCUCGUGCCCUCAGUAUGGGGACCAGUCGGAAAGGGAGAGGAUCCGUACGCACCGCCAGCGCAGGGCUGCAGUUGUGUCGUUAUGUGAUUGCUCUCUGUUGUUCCAGUUUUUCUACUUGGAUUUUUCACCACUCAUGGAGGAGUUGUCCGUUACUUCGGAAUUUGUACCAAGGCAGACAUGAUAUUCGGAUUGCCCCUCAACAAGCCAACCCUCACACUCGUUUACCCCUUUACCAACAGGAUACCCAUCCACCGAUCCUGUUCGGUUGGCAUCCAAUAAUCAUCAAUAUCCAGUUUUCAUCCAGUUUUCACGUCUACAUUAUUUUUCUUUGCUGCUGCUUUCUUAUCAUCAUCAUCAUUCGGUAUAUCAUCAGGUCGUUGCUUUACUAUAAAUUUAUUGGUCAUCGACUCGAUUCGCUUGUCCCGUCCACCGUUGUCCGAAUUCUAUGUUAGAUAUUAAGUAGACUGUCUAUAGCCAGCGUGGAACGCGAAUCAUAACAUAAAUAUGGGCGGACAAGCCAAACUUGGAAAAAAGGAAAAAGGUGUGAUUUGCAGUGCUGAUA
This is a messenger RNA of Desarmillaria tabescens, 820 nucleotides long. Its product is annotated as G-protein gamma subunit. Gene Ontology annotation, cellular component: heterotrimeric G-protein complex. The transcript has 5 exons. Gene Ontology annotation, biological process: G protein-coupled receptor signaling pathway. Gene Ontology annotation, molecular function: G-protein beta-subunit binding. The coding region runs from base 100 to 345 and encodes 81 amino acids. The record is from RefSeq and is a predicted model, not a curated record. Lineage: Eukaryota; Fungi; Basidiomycota; Agaricomycetes; Agaricales; Physalacriaceae.